GAGCUCUCUCCACAUGCGGCCACUCGAGGUCUCGCUGUGAGAAAGGCCCCUGCCACUCAGCUCGUUAUAAACGUGCUGCUGCCGGUGGCCGCUCGCUCACAUUCAUUCGGCUGAGCGAGGCGCUGCUAUCGUGCCGCCUUCAGAGAAGCAGCAGCAGGGUCUCCGUGUCGCAGUCCUGCGGUUCUCCACUCCAUAUCACGUUUCAAACAGACAAAACCCACAACAAAGAGAGGAGAUAAAAAGAGCAAGAAUUUCUGUUUAAAUUAUACCCAAGCGGAGAAAAAUAAGCAAGAGAUUGAGAGUUCUAUAUAAAAAAAAAUAUAAUUUUCUAAAAAAAAUUCUAUUGAAGUGGUUGACCCGAACCUUCCUCCAUCCACGCUUGUCUUUCUCCCCUUGUGUGUCAGCUUGUUUCUGGUGAGGAAACACCAGUUCCGCGGACAAGAAACCGCAACUCUGAAGGACGGAAACCUGGAGUGAAACCAUGGAGAGCGCGCACACAAAGACUGUGGAUGAAGUUCUAGCCUAUCUUAACGUCAAUGAGACAACGGGUCUUAGUUUGGAUCAAGUCAAGAAACACAAGGAAAGAUGGGGACCGAAUGAGCUACCUGCAGAAGAAGGCAAAUCUUUAUGGGAACUUGUGAUAGAACAAUUUGAAGAUUUAUUGGUUAGAAUUCUACUCUUGGCAGCUUGUAUAUCAUUUGUUCUGGCCUGGUUUGAAGAAGGUGAAGAAACUGUAACUGCCUUUGUGGAGCCUUUUGUAAUACUAUUGAUUCUGGUAGCAAAUGCUAUUGUGGGUGUUUGGCAGGAAAAGAAUGCAGAAAAUGCCAUUGAAGCCCUUAAAGAAUAUGAACCUGAAAUGGGGAAAGUUUAUCGACAAGACAGGAAAAGUGUACAGAGGAUCAAGGCCAGAGAGAUUGUCCCUGGAGAUAUAGUAGAAGUGGCAGUUGGUGACAAGGUUCCUGCUGACAUCAGGCUGACUUCAAUUAAAUCAACAACCCUAAGAGUAGAUCAGUCUAUUCUUACAGGUGAAUCUGUGUCAAUUAUCAAGCACACUGAUCCAGUACCUGACCCUCGUGCUGUGAAUCAGGACAAAAAGAACAUGCUAUUUUCUGGUACAAAUGUUGCAGCUGGAAGGGCAGUUGGAGUUGUCGUUGCCACUGGUACAAGCACAGAAAUUGGAAAAAUUCGUGAUGAAAUGGCAGCAACUGAACAGGAGAGGACUCCACUUCAACAGAAGCUUGAUGAGUUUGGUGAACAGCUUUCCAAGGUUAUCUCGCUCAUCUGUAUUGCUGUCUGGAUCAUAAACAUUGGCCACUUCAAUGACCCUGUACAUGGUGGCUCCUGGAUCCGUGGUGCCAUCUAUUACUUUAAGAUUGCAGUUGCUCUGGCUGUUGCUGCUAUUCCAGAGGGUUUACCAGCUGUUAUUACUACCUGCCUGGCCCUUGGAACUAGACGAAUGGCAAAGAAGAAUGCUAUUGUGCGGAGUUUGCCCUCUGUUGAAACAUUGGGUUGCACUUCUGUUAUCUGUUCUGACAAAACUGGUACUCUCACUACAAAUCAGAUGUCUGUCUGCCGGAUGUUCAUUGUUGACAAAGUUGAAGGCGAACAGUGUUCUCUGAAUGAGUUUUCAGUAAGUGGCUCCACCUAUAGUCCUGAGGGACAAAUAGAUUUGGAUAACAAGGUAGUGAAAUGUUCUGACUACGAUGGCCUUGUUGAACUGGCAACAAUCUGUGCACUUUGCAAUGAUUCUUCUUUGGAUUAUAAUGAGACCAAAGGUGUAUAUGAGAAGGUUGGAGAAGCCACAGAGACUGCCCUUUGUUGCUUGGCUGAAAAAAUGAAUGUGUUUGAUACAGACAUGAAGAAUCUAUCCAAGAUUGAGCGUGCCAAUGCCUGCUGCACUGUCAUCAAACAACUAAUGAAGAAGGAGUUCACUCUGGAGUUUUCCAGAGACCGGAAAUCGAUGUCUGUGUACUGUUCCCCUAACAAACCCACUCGUUCAUCUAUUGGCAACAAGAUGUUUGUUAAGGGUGCCCCUGAGGGAGUGAUUGAUAGAUGCUCGUAUGUUCGUGUUGGAACCAAUAAAGUGCCCCUCUCAGUGUCUGUCAAAGAGAAGAUUUUGUCUGUUGUCAAAGAAUGGGGUACUGGGAGGGACACACUUCGUUGCUUGGCACUGGCUACACAUGAUAAUCCAGUCAGAAAAGAAGAUAUGAACUUGGAAGAGUCAUCGAAUUUUAUUAAUUAUGAAGUUGGCCUGACAUUCGUUGGCUGUGUUGGUAUGCUUGAUCCACCACGAUCAGAGGUAGCUGCUUCAGUCAAGAUGUGCAAGCACGCUGGUAUCCGUGUAAUCAUGAUCACUGGUGACAACAAGGGCACUGCUGUAGCCAUUUGCCGUCGUAUUGGUAUCUUUUCAGAACGGGAAGAUGUCACUAAAAAAGCUUUCACUGGCCGUGAGUUUGAUGAACUUCCCCCAGCAGAACAACGUGAAGCUUGUUUGACUGCUCGCUGCUUUGCUCGUGUUGAACCAUCUCACAAGUCUAAGAUUGUGGAAUUUUUACAAGCUUUUGAUGAAAUCACAGCUAUGACUGGUGAUGGUGUGAAUGAUGCUCCUGCCCUGAAGAAGGCAGAGAUUGGAAUUGCCAUGGGAUCUGGUACAGCUGUGGCAAAAUCUGCCUCUGAAAUGGUACUGGCUGAUGACAACUUUUCCACGAUUGUAGCAGCAGUGGAGGAAGGCCGUGCUAUCUACAACAACAUGAAACAAUUUAUUCGCUACCUCAUCUCUUCCAAUGUUGGAGAAGUAGUCUGCAUUUUCUUGACAGCAGCUUUAGGCUUCCCUGAGGCUUUGAUCCCUGUACAGCUCCUGUGGGUGAAUCUGGUGACAGAUGGAUUGCCUGCCACAGCACUAGGAUUUAAUCCACCUGAUCUGGACAUAAUGGACAAACCGCCUCGCAGUCCUAAGGAACCCUUGAUCAGUGGCUGGCUCUUCUUCCGCUACAUGGCAAUUGGAUGUUAUGUAGGAGCUGCUACAGUUGGUGCUGCUGCUUGGUGGUUCAUAGCUGCAGAAGAUGGACCCAGAGUUACAUAUUACCAGCUGAGCCACUUCUUACAAUGCAGUCCAGAAAACCCAGAUUUUGAAGAUGUUGACUGCGAAGUAUUCGAAUCUCCUUAUCCAAUGACCAUGGCACUCUCUGUCCUAGUGACCAUUGAGAUGUGUAAUGCUCUUAACAGUUUAUCAGAGAACCAGUCAUUGUUGAGAAUGCCACCUUGGGAAAACAUCUGGUUAUUGGGUUCAAUUUGCCUGUCGAUGUCUCUUCACUUCCUCAUUUUAUCCGUGGAGCCACUACCGCUCAUCUUUCAAAUUACGCCUUUGGAUGUAACACAGUGGCUGAUGGUGCUGAAAAUCUCUCUACCUGUCAUUCUGCUGGAUGAGACACUCAAAUUUAUUGCUCGUAACUACCUUGAAGCGGCUAUGGAUGAUGAAGAGGAGAACCAGUAAUUCCCUUAACAAUUUUCAGAAAACUAAGGUUCUUUUGUUAUUGCGUGCAUGUGUGUUUCUAAGCACAACUACCAAGACCAUUGCAUGUAUAAUGUGCAACAAUAGUAUGCUAUUUGGAAGAAAAGUGUGUUUAAAAUUUAGGACUUCAGAGAAACUGUACAUUUGUGCAAUACAUCCUUGUGAACUUUACAGUACUCCAGAGAGGUCAGGUUCUUUGCUAAAGAGAUAAGUGUCACCAACUGUUGAGGACCUACAUCUCUAAGGUUUCAUUUGAAUUUAUAAAUUGUACAUUAUGAAAAUGCAUGCCUUCUGUUUAAGUAACAGAAUCUGUGUAUUGGGUCAACAAGACAAAGAACUACUUUAUAAAAAUGGCUGUGUACAAAAUGCAAUUAUAUUUAUGAAAAACUUAGGUACAAAUCCUGAAUGUAAAUUACAUCCUGUAGGUUGACAGUUUCAUAACUUCAAUGUAUUUUUUUCUAAGGAAAGUUUUUUUUUUUUUUCUCUUUGGUGUGAGAUAAAAUGAGAGAAUUUCUUCUUGCACUGUAACUUAACUCUUUUAAGUUGUAGCGCAUUAACAGAAGCAUUGGUGCAAUAAGAAAAUUGUGAUGCAGAUUUGAAAAGAACCUGUCAGUUGUCAGAAAAUAGCAUGUUUAAUGGUGAAAACCUGUAAAUAAGAUCUUGUGUUUAUUUCAGUGAUGACAUUGUAACAUGCCGGUUUCAUAAAUUCAGGUAAAUAAAAUUACUCCACAUUACAUCAUCUA
Molecule: messenger RNA, 4254 nt
Organism: Rhincodon typus (whale shark)
Lineage: Eukaryota; Metazoa; Chordata; Chondrichthyes; Orectolobiformes; Rhincodontidae
Gene: atp2a2b
Product: ATPase sarcoplasmic/endoplasmic reticulum Ca2+ transporting 2b
Exons: 21
Coding region: 482-3493 (1003 amino acids)
Biological process (GO): intracellular calcium ion homeostasis; calcium ion transmembrane transport
Cellular component (GO): membrane
Molecular function (GO): ATP binding; P-type calcium transporter activity; ATP hydrolysis activity
Source: RefSeq, a predicted model, not a curated record